Anolis sagrei ordinatus is the source of this 2741-nucleotide messenger RNA. It is a transcript of the gene PWWP2B, whose product is annotated as PWWP domain containing 2B. The record is from RefSeq and is a predicted model, not a curated record. Lineage: Eukaryota; Metazoa; Chordata; Lepidosauria; Squamata; Anolidae. Gene Ontology annotation, cellular component: nucleoplasm; nucleus.
AUGGAGCGGCAUUAAUGCCUGCCGCUGCACGGCAACCGCAGAAGGGUUAUUACUGUUAAUGGCACAGCCCUGCCAAAUAGCUGUGCAGCAACAUGGACAGACUUGCAAGGAAUGUUAUCCCAUUGCAGCAAAAGCAAGGAAGGUGUGACGGAGCAAUUUAGCCAGACAGCAAACCACUCUGCUUUUUCUGAACAGAAAAGUCUGACCACGGGCUCCACGGUGGAACGUUCCCGGGAGGGCGAGCCUUGUGACGUCAGCGCCCCUACUCCUAAUCCUCCCUGCUGGGGAGGGGGAGCCAUGAGGUCAUCGCGGGGGCCAGCCUAGUUCUCUCUCCGGAGGCGGCACCACAAGCAGCAGCAGCAGCCAUGGAGGAGGAGGAGGCAGCAGGAGCAGGAGCAGCAAGGGAGGCCCAGAAGCCGCAGGUCGGCUCUUUCCUGCCGGUGCUGGUGGAGCAGAUGGCGGGCGACACCUUGGUGGUCACCUGGAGCAGCGGGGAGAGGCGCUUCACGGGGGUCCUGCUGGAUUGCACGAAAAAAUCUGGUUUAUCUUGUGUCCCCCCAGCUUCAUUACCAAAAAUGGAUGACCCAGCUAUCAAUCCUUGCACUAAUGGCAAGCCCGAAGACAGAGAGCCUACGAAGCUGGAGACUGAACGGUGGUCUUGGGAAGAAAAGCCUCCCAAGGUCAAUGGGGAGGAGAAAGUUCCUCCUCUCUUGCCUCCACCACCACCAGGCACUGUUCUUCCAUAUCCUCCCUAUUUUGAGGGAGCCCCCUUCCCACCUCCAUUGUGGCUAAGACACAGCUAUAAUCAGUGGGUCCCUCAGCCACCUCCAAGGACUAUAAAAAGGACUAAAAGGCGAUUGUCCCGUAAUAGAGACCCCGGCAGGCUCAUCAUGAGCACCAUUAGACUGAGGCCACGACAAGUGCUUUGUGAAAAAUGUAAGAACACUUUGAACCCAGAGGAGAAUAACUCAGCCAGGCAAAAUGUGAAAACCAGGCGGAAGCUCAGCAUCCAGGAUAAGGAACAGAAGAGACACGGCGAAUCAGACUUCGGAGAGAAAAGGAGCAAGCGAGAAAAGCGCGAGGAGGAUAAGUUUCCUGGUGAGCUUUUGCAUCGGACUCCCGUUAUAAAAAUAUCUUACAGCACCCCGCAAGGCAAAGGAGAAGUGGUGAAAAUUCCCUCCCGGAUCCAUGGCUCAGGGAAGCCGUUUUGUUCUCAGCGGUUACUGCAGAAUGGAGGGGAGGACCAAGAGGAGGCCAAAGAUUUGCAACGCUAUCAGGAAACCAAAUGUUUUAUAGACAAGCCGUCGAGUGGUCACCUUGCUUCCAUUCCAAAGCUAAAAUUAACCAGGCCUGUGAAUUCCAGUGCAGAUGUGCCACCUCCAAAAAUCAGGCUGAAGCCCCAUCGUCUGAACGAGGGGGAUGUUUCAAUUUACAAAGCAGAACUUAUCGAUGAGAUGAAUGUCCUUUCCACUCGUGGAGAAUCCCAUGCUGCUACGGCUGCUACUUUUUAUACUGACGAAUCCGCAGAUAGAAGUUUAGCCGAGAUGUCUUCAGGAAGCUCCUGUGAAGAUGAAGACUUUAAAAGGUUUCCUCAGAAUAAAGAUGGACACGAUAACUUGGCUUUCCUUAUGAAUUACCAUAAAAGAAAAGCUGAUUCCUCGAGCUUAUCGGUAUGUAGCAAUGACAGCUUAGAUGAAUCCAAAUCUUCUAGUUCAGAAGUCACAUCGCCGGAAAUGUGUGACUUUUUACCUGGUGAUGACGCCUCGGUCUCAUCGUCAUCAAAAGAUGAGCGUAAGAUUGUGCCCCCCUUAACAGUUAGACUGCACACCCAAAGUGUUUCCAAAUGUGUCACUGAAGAUGGAAGGACUGUUUCAGUGGGAGACGUUGUUUGGGGCAAAAUCCAUGGCUUCCCAUGGUGGCCGGCCCGGGUCCUUGAUAUCAAUCUUAGCCAGAAGGAAAAUGGAGACCCUUCCUGGCAGGAAGCGAAAGUGUCAUGGUUUGGUUCUCCUACGACGUCUUUCUUGUCUCUGUCAAAACUCUUCCCUUUCUCUGAAUAUUUCAAAGUGCGGUUUAAUCGUAAGAAGAAAGGGAUGUAUCGGAAAGCUAUUACGGAAGCUGCCAAGGCAGUGGAACACCUGACCCCGGAAAUAAGAGACCUCCUAACACAAUUUGAAACGUAAUUUUGGCUUCUGUAGCAGGUAACCGAAGCUAAGAGCACAGCUGUCCUAGAGUUUCACAAAGUCUGUAAACAUCCUGACUUGCUUCCCUGGGAGAAUCUUCAGGUUUCAGUGCACAUGGCGGCAGGAUACGUUUUCAGACUGGUCUGGCUCACUCACCUGUGAAAAAGAGAAAAAAAAGGCAUCUGGACUGCUCAGGAAGUCUUCCAGAAGCUAGUCUGACCAAAAGUCAUAGGGCUACUUAACCCAAAAGAAGCAAACUUGGCGAGUAAUGUUUCCACAAAGUAGGAUCCUAAUGAAAUACUACAACUUGGAAUGUAUUUAUUUACCUAUGAAAUGAUAGCUAUUCUUGAUAAUCCCCCCCCCCUCUCCGAUUUACACAUACAUUGCUGCUGCUUUGACUUAACAAGAUCUCUCACACUUUGUUUUUAACGCUGCAAAACUGUUUACUCCAGUUUCUGUACACUCUUUGAGAAGGGACAUGCAAUAGAAUGGAAAUCAGUGUAGUCUUAAGUUGAAAUGGACUCACUUUCGUGUCUAUUAAAAUUUGGAAAAUGUGCAACA